AUGGAUUCGGGCGCACUUGUGACCGACGAUAUUGUCGUCAAUUUCAUUAAGGACGCCAUCAAGAGUUCGGAAUGCCGUUGUGGCUUUGUUCUUGACGACUUUCCACGAGCGGUCGUGCAGGCCAAAAAAGGUCCACGCGUGCACUUGGCUAGUGGCCGCAGUAACCAUGUCAAGUUUGCUCCUCCAGAUGUGGACGGCAAGGACGACACUACGGGCGAGCCGUUGAUUCAGCGCAAGGAAGACAAUAAAGCCACGCUUGGCUCGCGUCUAGAGGAGUUUUACAAGGAGACGCAGCCCGUGAUUGACUUUACCGUGAGCAGGGAAAACUGGUGGAAGUGA
Molecule: messenger RNA, 339 nt
Organism: Peronospora matthiolae
Lineage: Eukaryota; Oomycota; Peronosporomycetes; Peronosporales; Peronosporaceae
Source: the annotation of a GenBank genome assembly